Messenger RNA from Urocitellus parryii (Arctic ground squirrel), 7694 nucleotides. It is a transcript of the gene Gon4l, whose product is annotated as gon-4 like. Lineage: Eukaryota; Metazoa; Chordata; Mammalia; Rodentia; Sciuridae. The record is from RefSeq and is a predicted model, not a curated record. Gene Ontology annotation, molecular function: transcription coregulator activity. Gene Ontology annotation, cellular component: nucleus. Gene Ontology annotation, biological process: regulation of DNA-templated transcription.
CGCGGUGGGGCGGGAAGAAGCAGGAUGGAAUAAAAGUGGGACUUUUAAAAUGAUGCCGUGUAAGAAGAGAAGAACUACAGCAACAGAAUCUCCACAGCAUAAGGGCAACCCAGAGGAAGACAACUUAGAUGUAGAGUCAGCUGUUAAACCAGAAUCUAAUCAGACUAAAGACUUGGGGUCUGUGUCAAUAUCCUGGGGUCCAAAUCAUGGCAGAACAGUUGGCCUUGAAGUUCAAUCUUUGCAGGAUGCAGGAAAUCAGCUUGGUGUGGAGGAUUCAUCUUUAAGUUCUAGGACACUCAUCCAGGACACAAAUUUGCCAAUUUUGGAAGCUGUUGAUGUGGCUAUCUCUCAGGAAAUCACCCUACCUUCCUUGGUGUCUUCCCAUCCCCUUAAUAUAUCCAUUGGUAAAGGAAAACUCCAGGCCAGUGCCUCAAAGAGAGGGAAAAAAACUGUCCUCAGGCCUGGGUCAGUUACCCAAGAAGACAGAAGUGAUCAUUCUAUCAUAAAGGAGCCUUUUACAGGACAGCCUAGUGAAGAAGUCAAGGAAGAAGAAGGGAAACCUCAGAUGCAUUCUGGAGGGGAGAUUCCUUUACCGCCCUCAGGCAGCCAAUCUGCAAAACCAGGAGUCCAGCCUAGGAAACCAUCCCAGCCAGAUGUUUGUGCCUCUCCUCAAGAAAAGUCACUCAGGACUCUGGCUUACCAAGCUGAGGAAGAGAUAGAGGAUGGUGGACUCUUUAUCCCAAUGGACGAACAAGACAAUGAAGAAAGUGAGAAAAGGAGAAAAAAGAAGAAGGGUACCAAGAGAAAACGAGAUGGAAAGGGUCAAGAACAAGGGACCUUGGCCUGUGACCUGAAAUUGGAUGACAUGCUUGAUCGUACCUUAGAGGAUGGUGCCAAGCAGCACAACCUGACAGCAGUCAACGUGCGAAACAUUCUUCAUGAAGUAAUCACAAAUGAACAUGUGGUAGCUAUGAUGAAAGCAGCCAUCAGUGAAACAGAAGACAUGCCAAUGUUUGAGCCUAAAAUGACUCGCUCUAAACUGAAGGAAGUGGUGGAGAAAGGAGUGGUAAUUCCAACAUGGAAUAUUUCACCAAUUAAGAAGGCCAAUGAAAUUAAGCCUCCACAGUUCGUGGAUAUCCACCUUGAAGAAGAUGAUUCCUCUGAUGAAGAGUACCAGCCAGAUGAAGAAGAGGAAGAUGAGACUGCUGAAGAGAGCUUAUUGGAAAGUGAUGUUGAAAGCACUGCUUCAUCUCCACGUGGGGCAAAGAAAUGCAAACUGAGGCAGUCUUCUGAGAUGACUGAAACUGAUGAGGAGAGUGGCAUAUUAUCAGAGGCUGAGAAAGUCACCACACCAGCCGUCAGGCACAUCAGUGCUGAGGUAGUGCCUAUGGGGCCCCCGCCCCCUCCCAAACCAAAACAGACCAGGGAUAGUACUUUCAUGGAGAAGUUGCAUGCUGUAGAUGAGGAGCUGGCUUCCAGUCCUGUCUGCAUGGAUUCUUUUCAGCCCAUGGAUGAUAGUCUCAUUGCAUUCCGAACCCGUUCUAAGAUGCCCCUGAAAGAUGUUCCCCUGGGGCAACUAGAGGCAGAGCUCCGAGCUCCAGAUAUCACCCCAGAUAUGUAUGAUCCCAAUACAGCUGAUGAUGAGGACUGGAAGAUGUGGUUGGGGGGACUCAUGAAUGAUGAUGUGGGGAAUGAAGAUGAAGCCGAUGAUGAUGAUGAUCCAGAAUAUAAUUUUCUAGAAGAUCUUGAUGAACCAGAUACAGAGGAUUUCCGUACUGACCGGGCAGUGAGAAUUACCAAAAAGGAAGUGAAUGAACUGAUGGAAGAACUGUUUGAAACUUUUCAAGAUGAGAUGGGAUUCUCCAACAUGGAAGAUGAUGGCCCAGAGGAGGAAGAACGAGUGGCUGAGUCUCGUCCUAACUUCAAUACCCCUCAAGCCCUACGUUUUGAGGAACCACUAGCCAACCUGCUAAAUGAACAACAUCGGACAGUGAAGGAGCUACUUGAACAACUGAAGAUGAAGAAAUCUUCAGCCAAACAGCAACAGGAGGUGGAGAGGCUUAARCCUCAGAGUGAGAAAGUUCAUCAGACUCUGAUUCUAGACUCUGCACAAAGGAAGAGACUCCAACAGCAGAUGCAGCAGCAUGUUCAGCUUUUGACCCAAAUCCACCUUCUCGCUAUCUCCAACCCCAACCUCAGUUUGGAGGCCAGUACCACCAGGAUAUUUCUUAAAGAGCUGGGAACCUUUGCUCAAAGCUCCAUUGCCCUUCAUCAUCAGUUCAACCCCAAGUUUCAGACCUUGUUUCAACCCUGUAACUUAAUGGGAGCUAUGCAGCUCAUUGAAGACUUCAACACACAUGUCAGCAUUGACUGGAGCCCUCGUAAAACUGUCAAGAAGACUGCCUGUGAAUUGCCCUGUCUGCCCAAGCAAGUGGCCUGGGUCCUGGCCACAAGUAAGGUUUUCAUGUAUCCAGAGCUACUUCCAGUAUGUUCCUUGAAGGCAAAGAAUCCUCAGGAUAAGAUCAUCUUCACCAAGGCUGAGGACAAUUUGUUAGCUUUAGGAUUGAAGCAUUUUGAAGGGACUGAGUCUCCAAAGCCUCUAAUCAGCAAGUACCUAAUAACCUGCAAGACUGCCCACCAGCUGACAGUGAGAAUCAAGAACCUCAACUUGAACAAAGCUCCCGACAACAUCAUUAAAUUUUAUAAGAAGACCAAACAGCUGCCAGUACUAGUAAAGUGCUGUGAGGAGAUCCAGCCCCAUCAGUGGAAGCCACCUGUAGAGAGGGAAGAACACCGGCUCCCAUUCUGGCUAAAGGCCAGUCUGCCAUCUAUCCAGGAUGAACUGCGGCACAUGGCUGAUCGUGCUAGAGAGCUAGGAAAUGUGACUGGAACCACUGAGAUCAAAGCAGAACAAGACCUUGAAAAAGCCAGAUCAGAGUUGGGAAGUGAAACUCAGUACCCACUGCUGUUGCCCAAGGGUGUAGUACUGAAACUGAAGCCAGUUGCUGACCGUCUUUCCAGGAAGGCUUGGAGACAGAAGCGGUCAUCGGUCUUGAAGCCCCUCUUGAUCCGACCCAGCCCCUCUCUCCAGCCUAGUUUCAACCCUGGGAAAACACCAGCCAGGUCAACUCAAUGCGAAGCCCCUCCAAGCAAAAUGGUUGUUCGCUUCCCUCACCUUAUCCAGCCAGCCACUGUCUUACAGCCAGUUUCAGGUGUCCCUACACUGGGGGUCACUGGGGAYGACAGUUUUGAGUCUCCUGUAGCAAUGUCUACGGUUCCCCCUAAGGCUAGGACUGGCUUCCCUCUGUCUGAGCCACAGACCUUGCUCUCCUCUGCCCCUGUGCCCAAAGUAAUGCUGCCUGCACUUGCCCCUUCUAAGUUUCGGAAGCCAUGUGUGAGACGGAAACCCUCAAGAAGAAAGGGGACCAAGRCCUCUCCCUGUCUGAAAACUGCCCACCUCAUCCACCCUGCACCUGUUAUCUUUACUGUUCCUGCCACCACUGUGAAGGUGGUGAGCCUUGCCAGUGGCUGUAAUGUAAUCCAGCCUGUCAAUGCAGCUGUGGCCCCAAGUCCCCAGACCAUUCCUAUCACCACCCUCCUGGUCAACCCUACUUCCUUUUCCUGUCCAUUGAAUCAGCCUCUUGUGGCCUCCUCCAUCUCACCCUUAAUUGUUUCUGGCAAUUCUGUGAAUCUUCCUCCUGUACCAUCCACCCCUGAAGAUAAGUCCCAAAGGAAUGUGGACAUUGCUUGUCCUUUGACUGAAAGGAAAAAUGCCUUUCAAACCCUGGAACCCAAAUUAGAACCCCAGGAACUAGCUCCUUUGUGUGCUGCUGUCUUCCCCAAGGAGGAGCACAGCCCAGGGCCAAUGCCAGCAGAUGGAGAAAGCCAGGAGGCACUGUUGGAGAACAGUGCCUAUCGCUGGACUCUUGUGAAAACAGAGGAGGGGAGGCAGGCUCUGGAGCCAGUGCCUCAAGGCUUCCAGGAAUCUCUAAAGUCUCCUUGUGAGGAUUUAAAGACAAUCAUCAAGAUGGAACCUGAAGACCCUGGGGAGGAGAUCUCCAGUAGGUCCACUGAGCAGGACGUUUGUAAUGAAAUCAAAGAAGAGCAGCUUUUGGAAUUGGACACUGGUUCCCUAAGGGAAGAGUUGAGUGAUGCUAGAGAGGUGAAGAAACAGGCGGGCCAGCAGGAAGAGGAGGAGAGGAGACAGUCAGCUCAACCCCCUGCCACUUGGCAAGCGCCUACUGCUCAGGGAAACACCGGGGGAGACAUGAACAAAGGGUCUCCAAAGAAUGUGCCCUCCUCCAUGGACCCUGACAUGGUGCUAAGCAGUCCCCCAGGGAAGCCUGAAGACUCAUCCAGUGUUGAUGGCCACUCAGUAGGGACCCCAGCUGGGCCAGAAACUGGGGGAGAGAAGGAUGGGCCWGAGGAAGAGGAAGAAGAAGACUUUGAUGACCUCACCCAAGAUGAGGAAGACGAGAUGUCAUCGGCUUCUGAGGAAUCUGUUCUUUCUGUCCCUGAACUACAAGAAACAAUGGAGAAGCUGACUUGGCUGGCAUCUGAAAGGCGCAUGAGUCAGGAGGGUGAGUCUGAGGAAGAGAACUCCCAGGAGGAGAACUCUGAGCAGGAAGAAGAGGAGGAAGAAGAAGCUGAAGGAAUGGAAAAUCUACAGAAAGAGGAUGAGAUGACCGAUGAAGCAGUUGGAGAUGCUGCUGAGAAGCCCCCUUCCACCUUGGCCUCCCCAAAGACUGCUCCAGAAGUGGAGAUCAGCAGAACCCCACCAGGAGAAAGCAUCAAGGCUGCUGGAAAGGCCCGGAGCAAUCAUCGAGCUCGCAACAAGCGAGGAAGUCGGGCUCGGGCCAGCAAGGACACCUCCAAGCUGCUGUUGCUCUACGAUGAGGACAUUCUUGAGCGGGAUCCACUGAGGGAGCAGAAGGACUUGGCCUUUGCCCAGGCUUAUCUGACUAGGGUACGAGAAGCCCUACAGCAUAUCCCUGGCAAGUACGAAGACUUUCUUCAAGUCAUCUAUGAAUUUGAGUCGAGCACCCAGAGGCAGACUGCUGUGGAUCUCUACAGAAGCUUGCAAAUUCUGCUCCAAGACUGGCCUCAACUGUUGAAGGACUUUGCUGCUUUCCUGUUACCUGAGCAAGCUUUGGCCUGUGGAUUAUUUGAGGAGCAGCAGGCUUUUGAGAAGAGUCGCAAGUUCCUUCGGCAGCUGGAGAUUUGCUUUGCAGAGAACCCUUCCCAUCACCAGAAGAUCAUCAAGGUCCUCCAGGGCUGUGCAGACUGUCUUCCUCAGGAGAUCACUGAGCUCAAGACACAGAUGUGGCAGCUCCUCAAGGGCCACGACCACUUACAGGAUGAGUUCUCUGUCUUCUUUGACCAUCUGCGCCCAGCAGCUAGCCGGAUGGGUGACUUUGAAGAGAUCAACUGGACUGAGGAGAAAGAGUAUGAGUUUGAUGGCUUUGAAGAGGUGGCAUUGCCUGAUGUGGAAGAGGAAGAAGAACCUCCCAAGAUACCCUCAGCCUCCAAGAACAAGAGAAGAAAAGAGGUUGGGGUUCAAAAUCAUGAUAAGGAGACUGAGUGGACAGAUGGGGCCAAGGACUGUUCCUGUUCCUGCCAUGAAGGAGGCCCUGAUUCCAAGCUUAAGAAGAGCAAGAGGAGAAAUUGUAGCCACUGUAGCACGAAGGUCUGUGACAGCAAAUCCUACAAGAGCAAGGAGCUCCACGAGUUGGUGGGCAGCAGCCCCCACCGAGAGGCCAGUCCUAUGCCUGGUGCUAAGGAAGCAGGGCAGGGCACGGAUGUGGUGGAAGAGGAAGCCCCUGAGGAGCAGGAGAGCACUGAAGUAACCCAGAGCAGGACUGGCAGGACCACCAGGAAGGGAGAGGCGUCCAUUCCAGCAGGAUUAUUAGUGGGAAGCAGUUUUUCAUCCCCUCAAGAAGAAGUGACCCUUACACAACAGCUUCUGGACAGCCCACCACCUUGCUCACCAGAGACUCCUCAGCUUCCCCCACAAACUGGAGCUGUACUGCACCCUGGGAGGAAGAACCAGGCUGGGCCUGAGAUUCUUUCCUGCCCCAGUGCACAUUCUGGACUUCAGAAUGAAGGGGAAGGCCAAAAGGUGGUAGGUGACUCAGAGGAUUCCAUGCUGGUUUGGGAUGCACCAGAAACUGAAAAAUUACCUACUGCUGUUGAGACCCCUGCUUCCUUUCUGAGUCCUGUUUCCUCAAGGACCAGAGAUGUAGGGAGAAGACAUGURUCUGGGAAACCAGAUACUCAAGAGAGCUGGAAGCCCUCAAGUAGAGCUGAGGUGAAGWCAGUAAACCGGAUGUCUCCUGUCCCUGAAUCUUCAUCAGGAAUUGACACCUCAAAGGCUGAAGCCCCAGGAGGGGUUUUGGCUAAAGACAGUGGAAUACAGGGCAGGGGUCCAGAGUGGGAGCAGCAGCCAAAAGCCACAGAAGCUACAGUUUGUGCCAACAACAGCAAGGUCAGCUCCACUGGGGAAAAGGUUGUCCUAUGGACAAGGGAAGCUGAUCGUGUGAUUCUCACCAUGUGCCAGGAGCAAGGAGCACAGCCACAGACCUUUAGCAUCAUCUCUCAGCAGCUGGGAAAUAAGACCCCUGCUGAGGUUGCCCACCGUUUCCGAGAACUCAUGCAGCUCUUCCACACUGCCUGUGAGGCCAGCUCUGAGGAUGAGGACGAUGCGACCAGCACCAGCAACACGGACCAACUAUCUGAUCAUGGGGACUUGUUCUCUGAGGAGGAUGCAGAUGAGUGAGACUCUGGGGACACGUGGAGUUAUCACAUAGGACGAGCCCAGCAGGCCCCUGCACUCCAGGAGAGGCUGCUUGUACUUUGCUCGUGCUGUCCUUGAGCUCUGCAGACGGAACUAGAGAGCAGAGCUGAGGACACGGACACACCAAGGCUGGAGGUGGGCCUUGGAGCUCCACAUCCUGGGCUUCAUUCAGGAUCUUUCAUGAAGAACCUAUAAAUCCACUCUGUAAAUAGCACCAAGGGACAGUGGGGCUUACUCGACAGUUUUCUUUUUCUGAUGGUACAUAUUUAUUGUUCUGUGAUCUAUUCACAGUGUUUCCAAGUGUAAUAAAUGCCUGUGUCGUGUUGCCAGUCCCAAGACACUAAGCUCCUCUGCCUGAGGACACUGGGCUCUUAAAUUCAGCAGCUUUUAUUGCCAAUUAGCUGUGGCCCUCCCCCCGCCCUACUCUAGUCCAUGAKGCCGCCGCCAUCCUGGUAGCACUGGGCCAGACUGUGGAGCUCCUGCAGCAACUCCUCCAUCUCAUCCUGUUCCACCCCAGCAUCCAAGAAGCAGGCCCAGCGUCGCAGGUCCAGUUUGGUGAGCUCUGUGGCCAAGCCUCCCAGGGUCUGGUGCAAGGAUGAAGAGGAGCACAGAGCCCCAAACACUGGGAUGCUGUGCACUGCUGUGGAGGAAGAGAGGAGUKAGACCAAAUGGAUCAUAUUCUUUCCUGGGACUCUCAUGUCUAUAGGGAAGUCUGGGCACUUGAUAGACUUGACUGUAAAGCACACUCGGUGAAUUUUGUUUGCUGUCCCCUUAGUACUCCYGAGGAAGAACACUUCUCAGGAGCUCUAGGGCAAUAAAGAAAUGUUUUAACUGUGAACAUUUUAAGCACUCUUAAUCUAGGAAGGGAGAGUAAAACUGCUCCCACGCUUGAUAUCUUAGG